AUGCAUAAAUUAUGGCAAGACCAAGCAAAGGUCGCACAAAGCCAUCAAGUGCUAGUUGAUUCUACCUUCAAUAUCGCUCUAGAGGAGCUUGUGGCCAAGAUUCCUACACCAGACCCUGAGUCAACCGCCAUGACGAGCGAUGAGCUGCAAAGUCUUUUUGACAGUGGCAUAACCGGAGUCAACGAUCGAUCGAGGAGCUUUGGCCAGCCCCCCACCAGCGUGCUGAACAAAAUGCGGGAGAAUAUGGCUGAAGAGCAUUCCAGCAACGAGCAGCCCGAUGAAGAAUUUCUAGAAGAUCUUCGGGAUGAUAUCGCCAAAUGGGAAAUCAAGGAUGAGGUUGACGAGUCGGGGGAGAUUCCUUCUGAUGCUGAUAUCACGUCACAGGCGGGCAAGCCGAAUGAUGCCAUGUCUCCCAAAAACAAUGUACCCGUCAAUGCAAAGAAGGGCAGCCGUCGUAAACGAUAG
Molecule: messenger RNA, 465 nt
Organism: Fusarium graminearum PH-1
Lineage: Eukaryota; Fungi; Ascomycota; Sordariomycetes; Hypocreales; Nectriaceae
Exons: 1
Coding region: 1-465 (154 amino acids)
Source: RefSeq, a predicted model, not a curated record